Molecule: messenger RNA, 5868 nt
Organism: Zootoca vivipara (common lizard)
Lineage: Eukaryota; Metazoa; Chordata; Lepidosauria; Squamata; Lacertidae
Gene: ZNF341
Product: zinc finger protein 341
Biological process (GO): regulation of transcription by RNA polymerase II
Cellular component (GO): nucleus
Molecular function (GO): DNA-binding transcription activator activity, RNA polymerase II-specific; RNA polymerase II cis-regulatory region sequence-specific DNA binding
Source: RefSeq, a predicted model, not a curated record
GGUUGGGGAGGCGCCGCAAGGACAGACGCGGCUGUUCCACGCCGGGCGCCUCCCCUCCCGCCGCUGCGGACGGGGCAGGGGCUGAGAGGAGGACGACGCGGGGCCGCCCCCGGGCAGCGCGGGGGCCGAGGGAGGGUUGACGGAACAGCCGCUCAGGCGGCCCCGCUGCGCCUCUUUCCCGCGGGGGAGCGGCAGCUGCAGCAGACGUCGCCAGCCUGCGGGCGCGGCGGCUCUUCCCGCUGCUGUCGGGGGCGACGGAUCCUGGCGGGGCGUAGGGAGGCGACCGAUGUCCUUCUGGGUGGGAUUUUGUACUACAGGACCUAAGCAAAAAGACUUUCCUACACCCCUCAACGAUAUCUCCGUUUCCUCUUCCCUCUAAAGCAGGGUUUUCCAAGCUGUUGCUGGACUACAACUUCCAUCAUCCCUACCUAGUAGGACCAGUGGUCACAGAGCAUGGGGAUUGUAGUCCAAAAACAGCUGGAGACCCAAGUUUGGGAAACCCCGUUUUAAGGGUUCCUCCCUUGCUUCCAGGAUGCAGAGCUUACCGGUAGUGUGGUUUGGGGACAGGGCAGCCACCAUUCCCAGAGACCUUGAAUUCCUUCAACAUGUGCAACUUUAAAACUUGGUUGAGCUUCUUGCGCUUUUGGAAAGGUUACCCGCCAGAGUAGAUGGCUGCUUGCUAACCAGUUGUAAAUUAGGGCUUGUUCCUACACAAAUGGUGCUUAAAAUUGGUUUUUCAUGUCCCCACUGUCUUAAUUUACAUACCUUCAUGUUGGCCAAAAUGUCUUAAGAACAUGCUGGAUGUACAUAUAUCUACACUAUCCAACUCGCCCAGCAGCUUGGUUUUCUACCAUGGCCAGAUGUUUCAGGGAAUCUCACACAGAAUCAUAGAAUCAGUGUUAGAAACUGAGAUAUGAAAGCAAGGGGCUAAAUGGCACCUUACGCCUGGGUUGUGGGCGCAACAAUGGAAUGUCUAGCUGCACUUUUUUAUAACAAGAAUACAAAGAGGGAAAUGAAUGAACUGCAGCUAAAAUACUAUGUUCAUUUUUCACAUGGUCUAAUCUUUCCCCUGCCCACCCUACCCCCCUAAUAUUCUUAAGAGGGUCUCUUCUCCAGCCUUCAGAGAGCAGCUGGAAGUGGGGAGGCAGAAAAAGGCUCUUUCUUUCAUUCCACUCUGCAGUUUUAAUCUGAAAUCUUAGGCACAGUACUGCUCCCAGAGCUUAGAAACUGCUCAUGCUAAUGAAAUUCCCUGUGGCAAAAUAUGCCUAGAACAAUGGGAGUUUCAAAUACUGCAUAGAAUUGUAGAGUUGGAAGGGCCCUUGAGGACAUCUAGCCCAACCUCCUGCAAAGCGUCCAUGACAGAUGGCUAUCCAAGACUUGAAGGAAUAAUUCUAACCCACUGAAGUGACUGGACUUGUCUUACUCUGUUGAUUUCAGUGGGCCUACUAUGAGUAUGACGUUGAAUAUAAUUCUAAGGCCGCACAAAACAAUUAAAGCACUGAUACCAUUUUAAACAGUCCUGGCUUCCCCGAAAGAAUCCUGAGAGCCUCUUCCUCUCACAGAACUACAACUCUCAAAGUGGUUUAACAAGCCCUCUUCACAGGAAACUCCCAAUUAUAUCAGAACUUUUAAUCUUGCAUUGUGACUGCAUAGCUUCAUAAGCAUGGAAGAGGGCCAAGGUAUGGAUAAUCAGACAGUUCUGGCUGUUCAGUCUUUGCUAGAUGGCCAGGGAGCAGUAACGGAUCCAUCAGGACAAAACGUCAACACAUCCACCACCAUCCAGUCCAUGGAUGAUGAAGAUGUGUUUCUUUGUGGGAAAUGUAAGAAGCAAUUCAACUCACUGCCUGCAUUUAUGACCCACAAAAGGGAGCAGUGUCAAGGCAGCACGCCCUCGUUGGCUACAGUUUCACUAGCUACUAACAGCGUCUACACACCGUCCAUUACCUCAGUGCAACAGGCUCAGACAACAAAUCGCCAGAUCUCUACCUAUAUUACUGUCCCACCCUCUCCUUUGAUCCAGACAUUAGUCCAGGGGAAUAUCUUAGUGAGUGAUGAGGUCUUGAUGUCAGCUAUGUCUGCUUUUACAACCCUGGACCAACCAAUGUCCACAGUACAACCCUCUGUGCAGAGCAGCCUGAAUAUGCAUACUGGAGCUGGAUACCUUUCUCAACCACCACCACCUCCUCCCCCACCACCACCACCACCUCAGCCUCCUCCUCCCGCACCUCAGUCUCUUGGAGCACCAGGCCAGCCCAACUCAGGCAGCAAUGGAGUGGUGGAAGUGUACAGUGCAUCAACCCCCAUGGCUGGGAAUAGCACAGUAGAGAUACAGAAUCUGGGGAUGCAGCCCUACCCACCUAUGGAGGUGCCCAAUCAAUGUGUGGAAACCCCAGUGUACCCCUCCCCUCCAGUAUACAGUCCAGGGAAGCAAGGUUUUAAGUCUAAAAGCCCCAACACUGUUGCUCCCUUGAACAAUGCCUGUGGAGGAAACGUGACCGAUUUUGAUCCAGCUUCAGCUGCCAAGAAUCAUCGUCUUAAGACAGACAGCAGCCUCCUAGAAGGGAAACCCAAGUCACCAAAACUGAAAUGCACAUACUGCGAUAAGGCGUUCACCAAGAACUUCGACCUGCAGCAGCAUAUCAGGAGUCACACAGGGGAGAAGCCAUUCCAGUGCAUCGUAUGUGGUCGUGCCUUUGCCCAAAAGUCCAAUGUGAAGAAGCAUAUGCAGACGCAUAAGGUGUGGCCACCAGGAAUUGGGUGUACCGUCUCUCGGAGCUCUGUUACUGUGCAAGUCAUGGCACUCAACCCCAACCAGCAGGAGGAUGAGGAGAAUGCAGGUUUAAACACGGUUCCUAGAAGCAGCCCCCCACAGCCACAGGUCAUGCCUCCUGCAGAAGAGCAUGAGGCUUGCAAACUGGAAGCUAAGCAAGUGGUCUUGAUAGACAGUUCUUACCAGUGCCAGUUCUGCCCCAACAAAUUCUGCACAUAUUUCCAGUUGAAAUCGCACAUGACCCAACACAAACAUGAACAGGUUUACAAAUGUGUUGUGAAAAGUUGUGCUCAAACAUUCCAGAAGCUGGAUUCCUUCUUGGAGCACAUCAAGAACCAUCAGGAGGAGCUGAGCUACCGUUGCCACCUCUGCAGCAAGGACUUCCCCUCCCUCUAUGAACUGGGUGUCCAUCAGUAUUCCCACAGCUUGCUCCCUCAACACAGUCCCAAGAAGGACAUUGCCAUUUACAAGUGUGUCAAGUGUGUAAAUAAAUAUUCUACCCCAGAAGCCCUGGAGCAUCACUUACAGACAGCAACACACAACUUUCCCUGUCCUCACUGUCAGAAGGUGUUCCCUUGUGAGAGGUACUUACGACGUCAUCUACCUACACAUGGGGGUGGAGGGAAAUUCAAAUGUCAGAUCUGCAAAAAAUUCUUCCGCCGAGAACACUACCUCAAACUACACGCUCACAUUCACUCAGGUGAAAAGCCUUUUAAAUGCUCUUUGUGUGACUCAGCCUUCAACAGGAAAGAUAAACUCAAACGGCAUAUGCUGAUCCAUGAGCCUUUCAAGAAAUAUAAAUGCCCCUUCUCAAAUCAUACAGGCUGCAAUAAAGAGUUCAACAGACCGGACAAAUUGAAAGCUCAUAUUCUCUCCCAUUCAGGGAUGAAGAUCCACAAGUGCCAAUACUGCAGCAAGGCCUUCAGCCGGCGAGCUCACAUGGUGGAACACCAGCGCUCUCACACUGGAAACUAUAAAUACCGCUGCCCUACAUGCAGCAAAGGCUUUACACGCCAGAAGUACAUGAAGGACCACAAGUGUAGACUGAGUUCAGCCAAGGACAAAGAGCUGCCAGUCAGAAAAUCCCAGAAGAAGUGGGGGACUCGUGGGCGGAAAGUGGGGCUUCCUGUUUCAGCUCAGUUGACCUUGACAGAACUGAAAGACAGUACAGAUGGAGGAAACUCUCAGAAAGGUGGUCCUAGUAAAGAACAGUUUCCAGUGUCUGACACAGUCCUGUCCAUUGUGGUUGGCAGAUCAACGGCCGUGUCGGCAACAGACACUGAUCUUGGCAACCCUACCCAAUGCAGUGGCAUUCCAUCCAACCUUGCUCUGGCCGAGUUGCAGCCUGGCUCGGAGAGUCCAUGCGCCAUGCUAGCAGUCCCUGUUUACAUUCAGGCUACUGAAUAACUGAAUAGUACUGUGAUUUAAUGGGGGAAAUAAUUCCUCUGCUGUUUGAUGGAGAUAUGCUGCUGCAGGGAUUGGAAAUGAAUGGAAUGUGUAUGUGUACUGUGUUUGUGUGUGUGUGUGUGUGUGUGUGUGUUUCAGCUGCCAUGAUGCAGUGAUCAGCAUUCAUGAAGAAUUUUGUUGAUAAAAGUGAGAGUAGCUCCUCUUAUCCAGAUGAAUUAAUCAUGUGGAGUACUGAAAGGUAUGGUUGCAUGCUUUUCUUUGAAAGAUGCUUAUUGGUUAACAUAAGUUAUGAUGAUUCCUGAAUCCAGUGAGAAACACAAUACAGAACAUUGAAAUAACAUACAAGACCUGAUUUUUUUUAAUUGUAGUACAUCCCAUUUGUAAUUAUUUUCUGAAAUUUGUAAUACCCUGUAUCUAGACAAUUUGUCUUUCCAGCUGUAAGCAAACAAUCCUUCGUACUGGGAGUAAGUCCAUUAUGUUCUCAAUUGGGAAUGUCAUUCAUAAAUGCUCUCAACAGAAACAUACUAUGACUCUGAUGUAUGUAGAAAAGGGAUGCAGUUCUGCACAAAUACCAUGGUCCAGUUUAAAUUUGAGCUUUCCCUCAUGAACUUACUAGGAUUAGCAUAUGAUGAGCAGCAACCUCAUAUAAAAGGAAACCUGCCUAAAUGCAUGAUUUAGAAAUGUAAGUGUGCUGGAAGUGUAUAGGCAGCUACUGACUGCAUUGUGAAGAGGGGCAAUUCUCAAUUCUGUGUAAUCAACAAUGCCUAAUGAAGAAUUGGAGAAGGAAUGUGAGAGACAGAGGAGAGAGGAGGGAAAGUUGAACUAAACAGUUUUAUCAAUUAACAACAUCCUCACUAAAACAACAUCCUCACCCACCCAUAGAAUUGAUGUUACAGUUUCAAGUUUUGCCAUAGCCAGGCUACCUAAAUUCAGACCAGAAACAUCAGAAAAACAAAUGUACUGUAUUUGAAAAAGCUUCAUGCCUGAGCCAGAGUCACCUAGCAUUUCAAGUACAACCUUUAACAACGAUGUUUUAUUUCUGCUGCUAUUAUCAUUUACUGUAUUACUUUUCAAUACGGUGUAUCCUCCAAAGAGCUGAGAGUUGCAUUUUAGUCCCACAACAAUCCCAUGAAGUAGGUUAGGCAAGAGAAACUGACUUGCUCAAGGUCACUUAAUAUCGGCCCACAUCCAAACCCACCAUUCAAGCAAGUCACUAUUAGCGGCUCAUCUUAUCCAAUCAUUACCUCAAGUUUGGAGGUGAAACAGUGUUAACAUUUCUGGACAGAAAGGCAGAAUACAAACUUUUCCUUUACAGUAUAUGUAAAAAAGGUUCAACCUGUGGGCUCAGGGGCGGCUCAAGAUAUCAGCUGCCUGAGGCAAAGGACGAGAUGGCACUUUUCCCCAAGCCCACAAACUGGUGGUUGAAUUUUACUCCAAUACUGGUGAACUGGACGGUAUCUUCCCCAGCACAUGGCUCUCAUAACUCUGGAUCUCCCCUCCCUGCACCUCAGCACCUGCAUCUGCCUCACUCUCCAUCAUGGUAGGGCGCGCCCUGUAUGGGACACCUCCAAAUGCUUUGGCGGAGGACAACUGAGCAGGGUGUGUGUGUUAAAAACAAAAACAAAAAAAAACACUCAGGCUCGUGCGAGCGCUCCUCGCGCGUCGCCAAGUGACGUCACCCCCUCAGAGAA